This is a messenger RNA of Chanos chanos (milkfish), 4173 nucleotides long. RefSeq names its product sphingosine-1-phosphate lyase 1 (gene sgpl1). The record is from RefSeq and is a predicted model, not a curated record. Gene Ontology annotation, cellular component: endoplasmic reticulum. Bases 103 to 1821 code for a protein of 572 amino acids. NCBI's taxonomy places the organism in Eukaryota, Metazoa, Chordata, Actinopteri, Gonorynchiformes, Chanidae. Gene Ontology annotation, molecular function: pyridoxal phosphate binding; sphinganine-1-phosphate aldolase activity. The transcript is spliced from 14 exons. Gene Ontology annotation, biological process: carboxylic acid metabolic process; sphingolipid catabolic process.
AAAGCAAGUUAAAACAAAGAGAGCAGCGACUGACGGGUCUAGUUUUCCUGAACAGUAAAAUAAGGAAUCGCGUUUGUACAAGGUUUGCCCUUGACAAACAACAUGGACUACUGGAGUGCCUUGGAGGUGUAUACGGAGAUGCUGCAGUUGUAUGUAGACGAAGCCCGUCGCCAUGUCAACGCGCAGUGCGCUGACCUGGAGCCCUGGCAGAUCAUUGGUGCCACGCUGCUGUCCACCGUGGGGGCAUUAUGGGUGAAAGGCUUCCUCUUUCAGCAGGAGAGUCUGACGUCCAGAAUCAAGAAACUUUGCUUCCGACUCAUCAGAAAAAUCCCGUAUAUUGGCGCAUCAAUUCAGAGCCAGUUGAAUAAGGCAUUAGAUGACAUGUCUGUGAGCCUGUGCACACUGAAGGAGGGCAUGGCCUAUGCCAAAACCCUGCCAGGACAGGGUCUGACCCAGGACCAGGUCCUGGACAAGAUCAGGGAGUACCAGACACUCACGGAGGUAGAGUGGGAGAGAGGCAGAGUUUCGGGUGCAGUCUACUGGGGUGACGAGACGCUGACUCAGCUUCUAGUCAAGGUCUACGGGGACUUUGCCUGGAGUAAUCCCCUCCAUCCAGACCUCUUUCCCGGGGUGCGGAAGAUGGAGGCGGAGGUGGUCCGGAUGACGUGUGCUCUCUUCCACGGAGGACCAGACUCCUGCGGCACGGUGACAUCAGGGGGAACGGAGAGUAUACUUAUGGCCUGUAAAGCGUACAGAGACAUGGCUUAUGAACGUGGGAUCACACAUCCAGAGAUAAUCGCCCCGGUGAGCGUCCACGCAGCGUUUGAUAAAGCCGCUCACUACUUUGGCAUGAGACUCAUUCACGUUCCUCUGGACCAGAAGACGAUGAAAGUGGACGUUAAGGCCAUGAAGAGGGCGAUCUCUAAGAACACAGCCAUGCUGGUGUGCUCUGCUCCGCAGUUCCCUCACGGGGUCAUGGAUCCUAUUCAGGAAGUGGCAAAGUUGGCUGUUAAAUACAACAUCCCGCUCCAUGUGGACGCCUGUCUGGGUGGUUUUCUCAUCGUGUUCAUGGAGAAAGCCAACUUCCCGUUGGAGCCGUUUGACUUCCGGGUCAAAGGCGUGACCAGUAUUUCUGCUGACACUCAUAAGUAUGGCUACGCCCCCAAGGGCUCCUCGGUCGUGCUCUACAGCGACAGGAAGUACCGCCACUACCAGUAUUUCGUAGCUCCUGAUUGGCAGGGAGGAAUCUACGCUUCUCCGUCAGUGGCUGGCUCCCGGCCGGGCGGGAUCAUCGCUGCCUGCUGGGCCACCAUGAUGCACAUGGGAGAGAACGGCUAUGUGGAGGCCACCACGAAAGUCAUCCAAACCGCCCGCAAGAUCGAGGCCGGAAUCCGUGCAGUGGAAGGAGUGUUUGUUUUCGGGACGCCUGAGGUGUCAGUUGUGGCCAUGGGUUCUCAUGUGUUUGAUAUCUUCCGUCUGUCGAAUGCUCUAACGGCGAAGGGCUGGAAUCUCAACACACUGCAGUUCCCAUCCAGCAUCCAUAUCUGCGUCACGAUGCUGCACACGCAGCCGGGCGUGGCUGAGCAGUUUAUCCAAGACGUGGAGGACGAGGUGGCCAACAUAAUGAAGAACCCUAACGAGAAGACCACAGGAAUGGGAGCAAUCUACGGCAUGGCCCAGUCCAUCCCAGACCGCUCCAUGGUCACGGAGAUCUCCCAUGGGUUUCUGGACUGCCUGUACAGCACUGAGAUUCCAAACUCCCAGAAGAACCUCCACAACAAUCACAAGAACCAUACAAACGGCGUCUCCAACGCCCACUGAGUCUGGACCGUCGGGUCAGAACCACGCUCUCCCCCCCCCCGUCACCAGGAUCCCCAGCCUUAUCCUUGGACCCUCAUGGUCCUGUUCACCAGUCAUCACCCACCGCUUUGCGACUGGGGUCUGGCCAAAACUCCAGCCCCGUCCUCCAUAUGGCCCCUGUGUGUUUUUGCAUUUCUGGAACAUAUCUGGUCUUCCUGCAGAUAGAAAAAGGCAAUUGACAAAGUAGAAAACCCCCAGGGGAAGGUAGAGUGAUAGAUCUUAUUUAUGUCUCAGUUUUAAUUCCACAGCCUUACACAUAAGGCUUAACUCUUUUUGUGUGUGUGUGUGUGUGUGUGUGUGUGUGUGUGCGUGUGAUUUUACUCAAACCGUCCGGGUAGAGGGAGUAGCUUCAGCGUCCCUCUCUGCUCUAACAGCACUGAUUCGUGAUUUUAAAACACAAAACUCAGAGGUUUGGCUGGAUUCUGCUCCGGUCGUUGGGAAGAGAGGUAGUGUGGUUUAAACACGGUUAAACCCAUCUGUUCUGUUUUAUUCGAUUUAUUUUUUUCAUUAGCGUUUUCAUGUGUGAUACAUCCCAAAGUUUUUUAAUUUUCUAUUUAAUAUUUUCAUGAUAGUACCAUUUUCAUUACCAAAAUUAAUAGAGGGAAAAGCAACUUUACAUGUUUGCAUAAUUCAGGGCAACCUCAACCCUUUCAUUUUAACCAGACGUAACCGAAGGGAACAUUAUAAAAAUGCUGUAGACUAAAAUAUUUGUGUUAAAUGACGUAAUCAUUGUUAGUAAAUAAUAAACCCCGCCUAGAUAAGCAGUCUUAUAGAAUCCUCUCUGUCCUGUUCUCAAAUGGAGAAGGAAGGACGGGGUGAAAGCAGAAGAGAACACAGAGAAUCACAGAGAUUUUUAUAAGAACGCUGUAGUGCACUGGAGGUCAUUGUUUGAUCUCACAGUCGUGUUUGGAACAGCUCUCUCUGGUCACACACGAUGUGAACCUUUAGCAUUUGAAGUCUGUCAUUCUGAGGCUUAGAAAACAGGUCCUCUUACUUAGCACCUUAAAGACCAACGCUUCUUAAAAACACAAACACACAAACACCGAUUAAAACACACACGUCGGGAAAGCUACUGUCUUUUUUCAUUGGGAUCUUUACAUGACGGAUAAGGGACAUACGCAAGCAAAGUCGCUUUAAAUUCAUUCUUCAUAAAAAACAGUCUCCUGACCUCUUAUCUGACCAACCUUAAUUUUGCUGAAACCGUUCGUACAAUUUCAGAUAUUAGAUGUUCCAUACACACGUAUCAUUAGGUCCACAUGCCAUGCAGCCUGUGUGGACUGAGACAUUUCGGUCGGCCCUGAAGAAAUGGUACCAAGUAUCAGACUGUUCCUUCCCCCCAUCUACCUCACACACGAGCAGCGUAGUCUGUGUCCACAUGUCCCACCCGCCAGCUUUCUCACUGGCCCUCUCUCAAUUUCAUUUAGUUUCACUCGCCCGCAGCCAGUGGACAGUACGUCUGUGAUUCAUUGGUACUCUAUGGGAAUGGUUGCACCAAUAUUUUUUUAAGACCGCAGUCUCACGUAAGCUUCGGUCGUUCAAAUCACUUCUUUCUCGUAUUGUGGCGCCUGUUUAUUUGUUUAUCUGUUUUUUUUUUAAUUGUUCUUCUACUUGACCACUCACGUCCCCUGUUUUAUUUAGCUGUGUGUGGUGGAGGCAGGAGACAGAGGAGAAACUCCAGUGACUGUAGGGGAAAUGGGGAUUUAGUGAUUGAGUGACAUAAUGACAGGGGAGCAUUGAAGUGUGAGACCAGUGACCUUGCUCAUUGUGUAACUGUUGAUGCAUUCAUGUUGUCUGUGACCACUGUGUGUGUUUUUAUAUUACUAAUCACUAAUAUGUCUCAUAUUUCAAUUAUUUACGUUUUUCUUUUUGUAAUGAACUUAUCAUGGAACAGUUUCUCUCUUAAUGGUUCUAAAGACGCAAACAUAAAGGAAUCAGGAGGGACCACAGUUCUCAUAAUUAUAAUGCCACUAAAUCAGGAGGAAACCAUGUAAACCAAUAUGCUUACGCUGGUAGCAGUUUAGACUGAGUUAGUCAUGUGACAAUUCCACUAAUCAUCAUAUUUUGACAUUGUACUCUGUAUUAGGUAAAAAUGUAGCAAUAUCUGGACUGUUUGUUAACUCUGAUUCUACCUGAAACUGCAGCACCUUGGUGACCUCUGGCUCUGGAGGAUGACCCUUGACCUCAAUGGUUCUGGUUCUUGGUAAAGCACUCAAACUGCAUUCACCUAAAUGCCUUGAGCAGCAGCAGCUUGCGUGCGGCUGCCGUUUUCUUUCGCUGAUGUCGUGGGUACAGAAACCUCAGGGGCUGGCCCGU